This is a messenger RNA of Arabis nemorensis, 774 nucleotides long. The record is from the annotation of a GenBank genome assembly. NCBI's taxonomy places the organism in Eukaryota, Viridiplantae, Streptophyta, Magnoliopsida, Brassicales, Brassicaceae.
AUGGCUAGCAAUAAUGGCAUGACAUAUCUAAAUUAUGUGUUUCCUCUUCUUAGUCAUUCGUCGCCAUCAGUGUUGUUUCCUGCUCUUCGUACCAUUGGGAAUAUUGUAACCGGUGAUGAUGGCCAGACUCAGACGGUUCUCGACCAUCAAGUGCUUCCUUGUCUCUUGAACCUCUUGACAAACACUUACAAGAAGAGUAUCAAGACGGAAGCUUGCCGAAUUAUCUCAAACAUCACAACUCGGAAUUCAAACCAGAUACAAGCAGUGAUUGAAGCAGGUAUAAUUCAGUCUCUUGUUUGGGUGUUUGAAACCGCAGAAUUCGAAGUAAAACAAGAAGCUGUUGUGGGGAUCGCAAAUGCUACAUUUAGAGGCACUCAUGAUCAAAUCAAGCUCAUGGUUAGCCGAGGCUGUAUAAAGCCGAUAUGCGAUCUUCUUACCUGCCCUGAUCCAAGAAUCAUAACGGUUUGCUUACAAGCGCUAGAGAACAUUCUCGCGGUUGGAGAAACAGAGAAGAACUUAGGUCAUACAGGAGACAAUAACCUCUACGCUUCAAUGAUAGAUGAAGCAGAAGGACUUGACAAGAUUGAGAAUCUUCAGAGUCAUCACAACAACGAAAUAUACCAAAAAGCCGCGAAAAUCCUCGAAACCUUUUGGACCGAAGACAAUAACGAAGAAGGCAACGAUGAUAAUCACGCUCCGCAAUCCGGUUUCCAGUUAGGAAGCCGUAAUGUUCAUCAAAUCCGUCCCACAUCAAACUAUGUGUAUUUCACUUAA